GGGAGCUGGGGGAAGCGGAGGCGGCCGGCACAGUGGCCGCGAGAGGCACCGCCGCUGCCGUAGCUCCCGGGGCGCCCAGGGGAGCGCGCGCCGGCCCUCCAGCAAGCUCAAGUCCCGGCAGCCCUUGUUUCUGCACCUCCCAGGCCAGGGUCUGGAUGGGGAUGACGGCCGUACGAAAUCACACUGACCAACUGACCCGGGACAGGCCGCACGGAGGGGCUCAGACGGAGCAGUGUCGUCCGUCGAUGGCUCCGGGGACUCAGAGUGGCGGUGGGAGGCAGCGCGACUGGGCCUCGGCCCCGGGCAGGCGCUUCCAAGUCGGCAACGGCUACUGAGCGCCCGGACUUUUUAUGCGCUUCUGGCCAGCCUCCUAGCCUUCCUGACUGGGGUCCAGGGAGUCAAACACCACCCACGAAGCUAACAACCCCACCCACUCACACUACAUCUGGGCGAGCUGUGGGCCGGAACCCGGGAGGAAAGCAGUGACGUCCCUCCGCCAGCCACGGUAGGACCGCAGCAAGGAGGAAAGGAGGAAAAGAGCCAACCGGACCCUCCGCAUUGGAACCAGCCUACCUCACCCAGCGCCGGAGGCUGCGGGUGUCCUGAAGACCGUGCGCAGCGACGGCCGCCGGCGUGACCCGAAGGCCCGUGCCCCACACAGGCGCCCAGGCACUACCCCGCCUCUUCUGCUACUCGUGGGUGCUCAGGACCUCUAGGCCUGGGGGUAGACUCAGCCCCUCCUCCAGCACCUCCAGGAAGAACCAAAAAUUCAAUUUGGGAUUUUCCUAUAAACAGGAGCCUAGAGUCUUUUUUGCUCGAUGCUGGAUUUAAUACGUAUAUAUUUUUGAGAGAUUUUUUUUUUUUACUUUUGAUUUUUGAUCUUCAUUUACGUGACAGGCUCUCACCUGUACAUUAUUAUUAUUUUUUCUACUAUUAUUUUCUGUCCCUGCAUUGCGCCUUGACUCGCACGUGGGAGAGAGGACUCAGAAGCUGAGAGCUCGCGGGGGCGAUGUACCAGAGCCUGGCCAUGGCGGCCAACCACGGCCCCCCUCCCGGGGCCUACGAGGCGGGCGGCCCUGGCGCCUUCAUGCACAGCGCGGGCGCUGCGUCCUCGCCAGUCUACGUGCCCACGCCGCGGGUGCCCUCCUCUGUGCUGGGCCUGUCUUAUCUCCAGGGCGGAGGCGGGGGCGCUGCGUCCGGAGCCACCUCUGGCGGCAGCUCCGGUGGGGCCCCGUCGGGUGCCGGGCCCGGAACCCAGCAGGGCAGCCCGGGCUGGAGCCAGGCGGGAGCCGAGGGAGCCGCCUACACCCCCCCGCCUGUGUCGCCGCGCUUCUCCUUCCCGGGAACCACUGGGUCCCUGGCAGCCGCCGCCGCCGCCGCCGCGGCCCGGGAAGCCGCGGCCUACAGCAGUAGUGGCGCAGCGGCGGGUGCGGGCCUGACGGGCCGCGAGCAGUACGGGCGUGCGGGCUUCGCAGGCUCCUACUCCAGCCCCUACCCCGCCUACAUGGCCGACGUGGGCGCGUCCUGGGCCGCGGCCGCCGCGGCCUCCGCCGGUCCCUUCGACAGCCCGGUCCUGCACAGCCUGCCCGGCAGGGCCAACCCCGCUGCCCGACACCCCAAUCUCGUAGAUAUGUUUGAUGACUUCUCGGAAGGCAGAGAGUGCGUCAACUGUGGGGCCAUGUCCACCCCGCUCUGGAGGCGCGACGGGACGGGGCAUUACCUUUGCAAUGCCUGUGGCCUCUACCACAAGAUGAACGGCAUCAACCGGCCCCUCAUCAAGCCUCAGCGCCGGCUGUCCGCCUCCCGCCGAGUGGGCCUGUCCUGUGCCAACUGCCAGACCACCACGACUACGCUGUGGCGCCGCAACGCCGAGGGUGAGCCGGUGUGCAAUGCCUGCGGCCUCUACAUGAAGCUCCACGGCGUCCCAAGGCCUCUUGCAAUGCGGAAAGAGGGGAUUCAAACCAGAAAACGGAAGCCCAAGAACCUUAAUAAAUCUAAGACACCGGCAGGUCCCUCGGGCAGUGAGAGCCUGCCUCCCACCAGCAGUGCUUCCAGCAACUCCAGCAACGCCGCCACCAGCAGCAGCGAAGAGAUGCGCCCCAUCAAGACAGAGCCCGGGCUGUCGUCCCACUACGGGCACAGCAGCUCCAUGUCCCAGACGUUCUCAGUUAGUGCGAUGUCUGGCCACGGGCCCUCCAUCCACCCAGUCCUCUCGGCCCUGAAGCUCUCCCCGCAAGGCUACGCAUCUUCCGUCAGCCAGUCACCGCAGGCCAGCUCCAAGCAGGACCCUUGGAAUAGCCUGGCCUUGGCUGACAGUCAUGGGGACAUAAUCACUGCAUAAUGUCACCUCCUUCCCUCCUCAGAUUCCUGCACGGACUUGGGACUUGGAGGACAGCAGAGAUGAGGCUCUGGGCUCCUGGGAGCCAAGCCGCUCUGUUGGGGAAUGACUCCAGAAGAACAACUGGGAAGAAACUUGAAAUUGACAAUUUGGUUAGGGGAAGUGGGUGUUGGAUUUUAUCGGAUGCCUUUUCAAGGGUGGGCUACUGGAAAGAGCCCAGACUCUGAUCUGGAAGAACCCACCCUUCACUAUGAGCACAUUUAAGUCCCUUCUGUGGAGUAAGAGACUUGUUUCUUGUUUUCCACCCCACCCCUCCCGCACAAGAGACGAGAUGUCCUUCUGCCCUACCCUUCCACCACCUUGGCCUAAGAUGGUGGUUUUUCCAUGGUGUUCCCAGCACUGGGGAUCUGAGGGUGGGUGGAGGGGUCAAGGCCCUGGGAUCUCUGGUCCAGCCUGAACCAGGGCACCUGUGACUCGCAUGUGGAUGUGACAAGCCCCUCCAGGCCGCUGCUGCCCCUGUCCAGCACUCCCCCUUCAGGCUUGGCACACCCCUGCAUUCCUCAGUACCGAAUAAUGACCCCAGAAACAUUGAGUUUAGCCCCGAUGUUACUGAAUGCUUCAUGGGGAGAUGGAGGAGAGGGCCGCUUCACCCACUGCAGGUGCCUUUGGCAAAAUCAUAACUUGGCAACUUCGCCUCUCCCAAGUUCAUUUCCCUGGUUCACGGCUCAAACCUCCACUCCUCACCCCACAAGGCCUCUGAAAAUAAAAAUCCUUUCCACUGCUGAGUGAUUCAGCUCUGCCUUCGGCUUGAACAGGUUUCUCCCUCUGCAGAACAAGAGCUCGGCAGUUUAGCCACACAGCAGUCUCCCCCACAACUGUCCCCCAAUCCUUCAUCCACCCCAUCAGGCACAGGCGGGUCCCGAGUACGUACAAAAAGGUUCUGUUGCUAAAGCAAGUUGGACAAACACUCACCUAAGACUUGAGAUCCUUCUGGAGAGCGUGUCUGGUGGACACCGUCCCCGGAGCGGGCAGAGGCUUUCCGUGGAUUCUGGCUCACUUGCACUUGGAUCUUGCGGACGCUGCUCUUGUUCUGUGGAGUUGGGCCUCUUGGGCAGACAGCAGGCUAAGUUCAUCCAAGGGGUGGUGAGCAGCAGCACCUGCAUCCUUUCCCCAGCAGAAGUCUCUUGUCCCAGAGGCAGAAAACUAGGGACGUCGCAACAUCACUUCAAAGCAAACAAACACAACAAAACCAAACGCAGACGCAAAGAUGAUGACCGAUAAGAGAAGACACCGAGGGUGGGCCCUGAGGGAGUCUCCAGCUCUGUGCUCUUCUGGAAUUGGCCUUCUUUUCUCCAUGUUGCUGUUUCUGCCCGUGAUGCUGGGGCUCACAGAGAUGCCUCCUUCCUGGUCCUCAUCAGCAGCAGAGCUAUAGCUGACUGUGGCCUUCCUACAUCCUCCCCCCAGAUGCCCAGCUCCUGACCCCCAAAUCCUACUGGCUGUAGCAGAGAAUAUUUUUAAACCAAGAUUCUGUUUUAAUCAUCAUUUACAUUGCUUUCUUCCAUGAAGGCCACCCUCGUAUACCUUCCCUAACCCACGAACCUGUUAACAUUGUCUUAAGGUGAAAUGGCUGUAAAAUCAGUAUUUAACUAAUAAAUUUAUCUGUACUCCUC
This is a messenger RNA of Leptonychotes weddellii (Weddell seal), 4008 nucleotides long. The record is from RefSeq and is a predicted model, not a curated record. Lineage: Eukaryota; Metazoa; Chordata; Mammalia; Carnivora; Phocidae.